GCGCAGAGGGAAAGGAGGCGGAGGAGGAGGAGUACAGGAGGAGGGCAGCGUUUUUGUGUGGUUUACAGUUAAAAUAAAACCUUCCAGCUUCAGUGCUCGAGCGCGCAUUACAACGGAGAAAGCACACGGACUGGUUUCUGCUCAUUUUCACGGCUGUAACCAGGUUUUUCCCCGCAAAACUGCAACGGGAACCUCGGCACCGACCGGAUCGCACCUGCUACGGAGCAUGAACAACAAAGCCUGAUCCAGCACUGCGCUGUGGGGCAGAAAAGCGAACCAGGCUUUCUUUGAAACAUCGAGGAAAUCAGGCGAAUAUCUCUUUUAUCAGUCAGUGCUUUGCUGGUCUGUAAAAGGCGGUUUGUGUGCACGGAAUCAGCCGUUGGACCUCCAUAUUUGCAGGCCGAACCUUGCCCUGCAGGUUUUAAUUAUAGCAACACUUUGCAUGCUCGUUUUAUACUGUAGCUCGAAUAUCCAAAAGUAGGCAAUUCUUUAAGGCUGAAGAGGGAGAAUACCAGGCCUCCAGUGAGGUUUUAAUAAUUUAAUAACCCCCUCCUGGUCGGACCAGUUUGGUGGUCGACGUCAGCAGUCCUGUGUGUUCAAUGUUCCCUUAAAAACAGGAGAAAGAUGUGGGUCAGCCCCGAAGAUGUGUUACUGGCAGGUGCGUUAUGGAUCACGGAGAGAGCGAAUCCAUAUUUCAUCCUCCAGAAACGGAAGGGCCACGGGGACGGAGGCGGAGGAUUAGCGGGUCUGUUGGUGGGAACUCUGGAUGUGGUCCUGGAUUCCAGUGCUCGUGUGGCGCCUUAUAGGAUCCUGUACCAGACCCCAGACUCGUUAGUGUACUGGACCAUCGCUCAUGGAACCUCCCGAAAAGAGAUCACUGAGCACUGGGAGUGGCUGGAGCACAACCUGCUACAGACGCUCUCCAUCUUUGAGAAUGAGAAUGAUAUCACAACCUUCGUCAAAGGAAAAGUCCAGGGCAUCAUCGCCGAGUACAACAAGAACCACGAUGUCAAAGAAGACGACGACACAGACAAGUUCAAGGAGGCCAGUGCCAAGUUUCGUAAGCUGUUUGGGAUGCCCGAGGAGGAGAAGCUGGUCAACUAUUACUCCUGCAGCUACUGGAAGGGCAAAGUACCACGGCAGGGCUGGCUCUACCUCAGCAUCAACCACCUCUGCUUCUACUCCUACUUACUAGGAAAAGAAGCCAAACUGGUGGUGCGCUGGGCCGACAUCACCCAGCUGGAGAAGAGUGCCACCCUCCUGUUGCCCGACGUGAUCAAGGUGAGCACCCGUGUCAACGAGCACGUCUUUUCCGUCUUCCUCAACAUCAAUGAGACUUUCAAGCUGGCUGAGCAGCUCGCAAACAUCGCCAUGCGUCAGCUACUAGACAACAAAGGCUUCGAGCAGGACCGCUCGCUGCCCAAGCUGAAGAAGAAGUCUCCAAAGAAGGUGUCAGCACUCAAGAGGGACCUGGAUGCAAGAGCUAAGAGUGAGCGUUACCGAGCACUCUUUCGCCUGCCUAAAGAUGAAAAACUGGAUGGGCACACGGACUGCACCCUGUGGACCCCCUUUAACAAGAUGCACAUCCUGGGUCAGAUGUUUGUUUCCACCAAUUACAUCUGCUUCACCAGCAAGGAAGAGACGCUAUGCAGCCUUAUCAUCCCGCUACGCGAGGUAACCAUAGUAGAGAAGGCCGACAGCUCCAGUGUGCUGCCUAGCCCCCUCUCCAUCAGCACAAAAAACCGCAUGACUUUCCUGUUUGCCAACCUGAAAGACCGUGACUUUCUGGUCCAGAGGAUUUCAGACUUCCUACAGCAGACCAGCUCCAAGAUGUACUUGGAGAGGGAACUGACAGGCAGCCUGAACAGCUCAGAUGAUGAGGUUUACUCACAGCAAGGGUCCCUGCUCUCCAGCAGCCCACAGCACAGUGUGGGCUCGGACAGUGAACGCACAUUUAACCUGAACGACAGCAGCGUUCCCACCGCCACGCAGGCUCUCAUGACCAUGUACCGCCGCCGCUCGCCAGAGGAGUUCAAUCCAAAGCUGGCGAAGGAGUUCUUAAAGGAGCAGGCGUGGAAGAACCACUUUGCAGAGUAUGGACAGGGGGUGUGUAUGUACCGCACUGAGAAAACGAAGGAGCUUGUCCUCAAGGGGAUCCCUGAGAGCAUGAGAGGAGAGCUGUGGCUGCUCUUCUCUGGGGCGAUCAACGAGAUGGCCACCCACCCAGGAUACUAUGAAGACCUGGUGGAAAAGUCAAUGGGCAAGUACAACCUGGCCACAGAGGAGAUUGAGCGUGACCUGCAUCGCUCUCUCCCAGAGCACCCGGCCUUUCAGAAUGAGAUGGGAAUCGCUGCCCUGCGCAGGGUCCUAACAGCAUACGCCUUCAGAAACCCAAACAUUGGAUACUGUCAGGCUAUGAAUAUUGUGACAUCAGUGCUGCUGCUCUACGCCAAAGAGGAGGAGGCUUUUUGGCUGCUGGUGGCGCUCUGUGAGAGGAUGCUGCCCGACUACUACAACACCAGGGUUGUAGGAGCACUGGUGGAUCAGGGUGUGUUUGAGGAGCUGGCCCGUGAGUACGUCCCUCAGCUGUAUGACUGCAUGCAGGACCUGGGCGUCAUCUCCACCAUCUCGCUCUCCUGGUUCCUCACCCUCUUCCUCUCUGUCAUGCCAUUUGAGAGCGCAGUGGUGGUGGUGGACUGCUUCUUCUACGAUGGCAUCAAAGUCAUUUUUCAGCUGGCACUCUCCGUGCUGCAUGCAAACAUCCAUCAGCUGCUAGGCUGCAAGGAUGAUGGAGAGGCCAUGACUGUACUGGGCAGAUACCUGGACAGUGUGACUAAUAAGGACAGCACGCUCCCUCCCAUCCCCCACCUGCACUCCCUACUGACAGACAACGGAGAACCACAUCCAGAGGUGGACAUUUUCAAACUGUUCCAGAGCUCCUAUGAGAAAUUUGGAUCAAUCCGUGCAGAUGUGAUUGAACAGAUGCGCUUUAAGCAGAGACUGAGGGUCAUCCAAACCAUUGAAGAUACAACAAAACGCAAUGUGGUCCGGGCCAUUGUAACAGAGACUGCCUUCAGUAUCGAUGAGUUGGAGGAACUCUAUGUUCUCUUCAAGGCAGAGCACCUGACCAGCUGUUACUGGGGCGGCAGCAGUAACCCCACAGAGCGUCACGACCCCAGCCUGCCGUACCUGGAGCAGUACCGCAUUGACGUGGAGCAGUUCAAAGGCCUCUUCAACCUGCUGUUCCCCUGGGCCAACGGCGCCCACUCUGACCCGCUUGCCCUGCGCUUCUUCCGUUUGCUUGACCAAAAUGGAGACACCCUCAUCAACUUUAGGGAGUUCAUCAAUGGCCUGGGUGUUCUGUGUCAUGGGGAUCUCACAGAGAAACUGAAGCUCCUUUACAAGAUGCAUGUGUUGCCUGAAAUCAACCAUGAACAGGAGGAGCCAGAUUCUGCUUUUGAGGCCACACAGUACUUUUUUGAAGACAUCACUCCAGAGACAUCCAUCGGAAAUGAUUUAAAGUGCAGAAGUGAGAGAGACGAUGGCUUUGUCAGGGUCACAUUUAAGACUGAAAAAGUGAAGAAACUUAACACUCCUGAAUAUCGGCAUUACCUGAAACUGUGGAACCAGGAGACGAAACCGAAGCUAGAAAACAUGAAAGACCUCCCCAAGCUCAAUCAGAGCCAAUUCAUUGAGCUCUGUAAGACCCUGUACAGCAUGUUUAGUGAGGAUGUAGCUGAACAGGAGCUGUAUCACGCCACGGCCACCGUCACCAGUCUGCUCCUGGAGAUGGGGGAGGUGGGGAAGCUCUUCUCCUCCUCAUGUGCCAGAAGGGAUCACAACAUGGAGAAACCAGAGUCCAGCAUGUUUGGGCAAGACCCCACAGAUCCCAAAACCACCCAGGGGGAGCCUACAUCUGAUACCUUCAUUCCCACCAGUUUGGAGAACAAGUCAAGCCUGUGUGAGGAGGAAAAAGGGGACGACCAGCUGCCACCUAUGCAAGACAUCAAGCUGGAGGACUCGUCCCCCAAAGACAUGGGGACAUCCUCCGCCAUGCUUAUCUCUGAUGAUGAAACCAAAGAUGACACCUCGAUGUCAUCUUACUCGGUGCUCAGUGCGGGCUCCCAUGAGCUGGAUGAGAAGCUGCAGUGUGAGGACAUCGCAGAUGACACGGUGCUGGUGCGCAGCGAGGACGCUCAAAAUGUUGGGACAAGCGGCCGACCUCAUGGCGGUGAAGCUCAGGACAGGGGUCUCCCUCACAGCACUAGCAUCGAUAAAGACUGGGCCAUCACCUUCGAGCAGUUCUUGGCCUCUGUGCUCACCGAGCAGGCCCUGGUGCAUUAUUUUGAAAAGCCAGUCGACGUGGCAGGUCGUAUAACCAACGCUAAGAAUGUGCGCAAAGUUGGCCGCCCUCUGCUAUCAACAAGUGACUAUGAUAUCUCCCUAUCCGGCUGAGACGUUUUUAAAGAUUACACAGAGACUUAAACUGUUUUAAAGGGAUAUGUUAUUAUCAAGUUGUUGAUGCAAAAACGUCCGUGAGUUUUAGAGGAGAAUGACGGUAAAUAUAAAUGUAUGAUAGUUGAAUGAAUGUGACCAAAAACUGCUCUUAGCGAUGUAUUUUAUCAGAUGUGAAAGACUUUUAUUAUAACAAUCAUUAGAUUCUGUCCAGCUCAGAGGGAACAGGAUGUUCUUCAGAAUAAUGUUUGCCCCAAUGAAUUCAGUGUCAACAUGUAGUAGCUGUACUUUAUAAAACAUUAUGCAUAUAGGUGGUAAUAUUGUAAUCUCUAGUUCUCUUAGGAUAUAUCGAUGUAAAUGUCCACAGAUGCAGAACAGUUUCAAACUGAAAUAUUGAUUGUCUAUGUAAAGUCACCAAACAUUAUAUCUGGUCAGAUCAGUGUUUUCUUAUUCCACCAGUCCAUUCUGCUUAUAAUCACUGACAUUUUUUAGUUUGUCUUCAUGCUACAAUAAAAAAAAACAAAAAGCCAUGAAAAUUCUCUUAAACUGAGUUUUCAUGUGACAGUGUACAACAAUCCUCUUUUUCGCACACUCAACUUUGACUUUCUUUAAAUACACUUGCCAAAAUGUUCCUAAGAUGUUUCUUUUCCUCCAUACCUACUCAUACUUGUAAAAACUUUAUACAGUUAAAGAUAAGGAAAAGUUACUUCACCUAAUUUCACAUCAAAAGAAAUCUGUGAUGGUCAAGGAGUUCACAGGAUGUGACGUAUGCUCAGAUAGAAAAGCUACACUAAAAAGUACUGUUUAUAGAGAAGCUGCACUUUAUGUUUACAACAUGUGAUUCACUAACAUGUGUUUUCUUGCCAUCUACAUAGCUGUUGUUGUCUGCACUCCAAACUUUAAUGUCCGCCUUUUUUUUUUUUUUUUUACAUGUUUUUUAUCUUUUUGCUAUGUACAUUUUUACACAGCUGUUUUCAAUGUGAAUACUUUUAUUUUGAAAAGUCCAGUUGUUACUCUGGGAUCUGAUGCAUUGUGUGUAUCACUCCAUCUAAUUAAAGUAAUAGUAUGAUUGAAUCAA
Messenger RNA from Cheilinus undulatus (humphead wrasse), 5533 nucleotides. It is a transcript of the gene tbc1d9, whose product is annotated as TBC1 domain family, member 9 (with GRAM domain). Gene Ontology annotation, molecular function: calcium ion binding. The record is from RefSeq and is a predicted model, not a curated record. The transcript is spliced from 21 exons. Lineage: Eukaryota; Metazoa; Chordata; Actinopteri; Labriformes; Labridae. The coding region runs from base 625 to 4455 and encodes 1276 amino acids.